AGAUUAGAUUGCUCAUUCCGAUAAGCAGAGGCUAUAUAUACUACUAACACGAUUAACCCUUCCAAAUUGUGUGAAUACAUCAUAGUUAUAGAUGAAGAUGGGGACAUUUCAACAUGAGAGGUCAGAACCUUUCUAAAGAAGCUGCAGCCUUCCAGCAUGGAUGUGCCGACCAUUACAGCGAACCCCCCCUCGUCCAUUUCUGUUUGUUGCUUCUUGCUCCCAAUUGGUUCCACUUCCUUCCCCGUCCCCCCCAUCAAAAGUUUACUACGUACCAUGUGAGAGCAUUUGAGUCAAUCCUGAUAGAGUGAAGAACAUGCCAACCAACUGUAGUUGUGGGGUCUAAACCUUCAAAUUCAAGGAUCCUGAUCCAUCGAUCUCUUGUUCAAUCGUUUGGUGUGGAUUCAUGGUCAAAGACCCACCUGUAUGAUUUUUACUACCAGUUAAGAUGUUACCCUCAUUAAUUCUCUUCUACUCGCCUCAACAAAAUAAAGCCUUCUCCAGUUCUCCCAACCAUCUUCAUUAAUCUAGAGCAGAUUACAGAUCUCUCUCUCUCUCUAGGCAAAACAAACAAGUCCCACCAUCAUCUGGACUGUUCAUAGAAUGCCCCAUAGAAAGACAGAGAGAGGGAGGGGGGGAGGUCUUACUCCUUUCUCCUUUUUCCCUUCGCCAACAAAUAGCAAGCUAGUAGCAACCCAGAAAGAAACCAUAAACCAGGAAAGGUGAUUGGAAGAAAACAACAAAACUUUUAAAAGAAGGAAAAGGAGAACUGUGGGAGAAGAGAAAAUCAGAAAAGAAAAGAAAGAUGUAUUCGCCUUGCAUUAGAGAUGGCUCACAAUCCUGCAGCCGAGGUUGCUGCCCAGUCCCUUUUCUAGGCCUGCCUGAGCCCCCUAAGCCCAAUUUGAAACCCUCCAACACCGUUGCCGCUUCCCGAUACAACUUCGCCACCGUCACCACUUCCUCUCUUUUCCCCAACAUCCAAUUCACCAAUCAUGAGUCUCUCCCUUCCUCGUCAGAUUCUUUCUCUCACUUCAACAAGGCCUACCCUGAUUUCUCCCAGACCCAUCUGGCUGACCGCGUCAGAGCCCAGGAAUACUACCACCUCUCCAUCUCUAAUCGCGUAUGUCUUGAUUAUAUCGGUCUUGGCCUCUUCUCCUACUCCCAGCAACAAGCUCAGUACUCCUCAGCAGCUACUAUUGCCUCUUCUUCUUCUUCUCCACCGCCACCGCCUCCGCCUCCGCCUCCCCAUAAUUCCCAAUUCCCUUUCUUCGACAUCUCCUACAAGUCAACGAGUCUGAUUUCUGAGAUAGCGUAUGGAGGCAAAGGAUCUGUACUGGAAUCCAGCAUACGGAAAAGAAUUAUGGGUUUCCUUAAUAUCUCCGAAUCAGACUAUUCCAUGGUUUUUACAGCCAACAGGACCUCCGCUUUUAAGCUUCUGGCAGAUUCUUACCCUUUCCAAUCUAAUCCCAGACUUCUGACAGUUUACGAUUAUGAAAGUGAGGCCGUGGAUACAAUGAUCGAUAGCUCCCAGAAACGAGGAGCCCGAGUCAUGUCAGCUGAGUUUUCUUGGCCAGGCCUCAGAGUUCACUCUGCGAAAUUGACUAAGAUGGUUGCGAGUAAGAGGAAAAAGAAGAGAGGACUGUUCGUCUUCCCGCUUCAGUCUUGCAUGACCGGAACCCGAUACCCGUAUCUAUGGAUGAACCUUGCACAGGAGAAUGGAUGGCAUGUCUUGCUUGAUAUCUGUGCUUUAGGACCAAAAGACAUGGACACUUUGGGCCUCUCGCUCUUUCGGCCAGACUUCCUUAUCUGCUCUUUCUUCAAGAUCUUCGGGGAGAACCCAGCUGGCUUUGCGUGCCUCUUUGUUAAGAGAUCGAGUGCUUCACUCCUGAAGGACUCAACCGCGGCCACAGGUAUUGGAAUCGUGAGCCUUGUUCCGGCAAAAAGACUGUCUCAACUCACCAGUGAUUACUCUGGCACUGAAAUGGAUACCCAACAGAGUUCUAAAUUCUGGGUGCAAGAAGACGAUUCAAGUUCAAUUGUCACAAACUCAUUCUCAGGUCCUAUAUCUGCUCAGCAAGGUAACGAAGAGGACAAUACCUCUUUGAGCUCAAGCCAGAGAAGGCAAAUUGAAGUAGUCGAUCAUGGUAAGACCUUGGAGUUAAGUGAAAAAGAAGCCAAGCACAAGGAACCGUUAUCAAAUGAAACCGUGGAAUCAGGGAAUCCCACAGAGUGUCUGGAACCAGGGAGUACAGAAACCAGUACCAGAGAAAUGGAUAGGAGCGUAGAGAUUGAAUGCAAAGGCUUGGAUCACGCAGAUUCAAUAGGCUUGAUACACAUAAGCACCAGAGCAAGGUACUUGAUCAAUUGGCUAGUGAAUGCAUUGAUGAAGCUCAAGCAUCCUCAUUCAGAGGAUGAUCUUCCCCUGAUCAGAAUCUAUGGACCAAAGAUAAAGUUUGACCGUGGGCCGGCACUGGCAUUCAAUGUGUUUGAUUGGAAGGGAGAAAAGGUUGACCCUGUACUUGUACAGAAGCUUGCCGACCGAAGCAAUAUUUCUGUAGGAUAUGGUUUCUUGCACAACAUUUGGUUCUCGGACAAGUAUGAAGAAGAGAAGGAGAAAGUCUUGGAGACAAGAACUCAUGGCGCAUCAGGAGGAGCAGGAAACAAGAGAAAAGAGAAAAGUGAUUUGGGGAUUACUGUGGUCACCGCUGCAUUCAGCUUCCUUGCCAAUUUUGAGGACACUUACAGACUUUGGGUUUUUGUUGCCCAAUUCCUGGAUGCAGACUUUGUGGAGAAGGAGAGAUGGAGAUACAUGGCUCUUAACCAGAAGACUAUUGAAAUUUAAACUACACCAAUUCAUUUAUUCUUUCAAAUUGUGAGGUUCUGUACUGAACAGUCUCUGGAGUUAAUUGAAUUGAAAUGGUCAAAGCGAAGGUACCCAAACAGUAACAGAGAUGGCAGCAGAUCUCACUUUUGUCCUAAAAUUUGUUAUUUGCGUUUCCAUUUGUACAUGAUGUUUCAUGUUCUUCUCAAUUAAAA
Nelumbo nucifera (sacred lotus) is the source of this 3033-nucleotide messenger RNA. Its product is annotated as Pyridoxal phosphate (PLP)-dependent transferases superfamily protein. Lineage: Eukaryota; Viridiplantae; Streptophyta; Magnoliopsida; Proteales; Nelumbonaceae. The record is from RefSeq and is a predicted model, not a curated record.